Paramecium sonneborni is the source of this 8666-nucleotide messenger RNA. Lineage: Eukaryota; Ciliophora; Oligohymenophorea; Peniculida; Parameciidae. The record is from the annotation of a GenBank genome assembly.
AUGAAUAAGGAUAAUUAAAUACAAACUUACAAUUUUUAAAUAGAUUUAGAAAAAUAUAUUGAUGAUUUUUCAUUUGCAUUUGGACUUUGGAGUAAAUAUUUACCUUUAAGUUGGAUAAGUUAAAUUGGAAAAUUCGGAAUUUUAGACAGUAAUUGCUACCAUUUACAUAGUGCAUAAGACUCAUAAACAAAUGAAGUAAUUUUUUUAUAUUCCGACUGUCUUGAUUAUAAUAAACAGAAAAUAAAAAAGUAGGUAUAAUUUUUUAGUAAUGAUGAAUAAUAUCAUAAUUUUGAAGUUGUAAUUGAUGCAAAUAAUUAUGAAAAUGUAUGGUUUUAUUUUUAAAUUACUGAUUGGCCUCAGUAUGAAUACUUUGAAUUAAUUUUUCUUUAAUAUCCUCAUUUAUUAUCUAAAAAAGUAUUAUAAAUUAAAUAUCCGUAUAAUACAAAUAAAUUGCUCUUAACAUUCGGAGGAGGCUUAUAUAUUGAAUCUCUGCAAUAAUUUGAAAAUGAUAUUUCAAAUAAAAUAUAUACCUAUUAUCCUGGUAAAUUUUACUUAAGCCCAUUGACAGAAAUUUCAAGACCUAUUUUAACAUAUGAUUCUCAGAUAUCAGCAUUAUCUGUAUUCGAACCUAUAAAUAACUGCUUAUGUCAAUCAAAUCUAAAUUCUCAAUUUAAAAAAUAAUAAUUACUAACUCAAUUUCAAAAAGAAUUAUUUACUUCUGAAAAUGCUAAUUGUGCAUCAUUUGGAUUAUAAGGAUGGUUAAAAAUAAAAGAAAUCCAUCAAAUAGAUGAUGUAUUUGAUUAUAAAUUUAUGAAAAUGAACAAAUUUAGUUAAAAUUAAAAAUUAAAUGAUGACAAUUUGUCUGCAUUUUAAUUAAUUUAUAAGAUAUCAAAAUAUUAAUUUAAGAUAUUAAUAUUGACAUAUAGUUAUUCAUUUCCAAGUGUAAAUAUUGAUUAAAUUAAUAAUUCUUUUUUAAUUAAGAAGGAAAUAAAAAUUAUAAAUAAUAUUUACUUAUGGCAUAGUUUAUAAGUGUAUCUAUUAAAUAAUAAUUUAUAAAUAAAAAUUAGAUUUUAUGAAGGAGAUAAUAUAUAUUUGUAUGAAGAAUAAAUUAAUGUUUAUCACUUUAAUGAAGUAUAAUUUUAAAUUAAUUAUGGAAAUAUAAAUUAAGAAGCUUACAAUUAUUUAAAUAUUUAGAUUGAAAAUUUAAAUUAUUAUAAUUGUGAUACUUAAUUGAUUGAUAAAAGUUGUCAUCCAAGUUGCGAAAAAUGUGAUGGUCCAACUAAUUCAGAUUGUUUAUCUUGCUCUUAAAUUUCUAAUAGAAUAUAUAUACCACAAUAAAAAGCAUGUAUUUGUAAUUAUAAUGCUAUUGAUUAAGAUUUUUGUUAUUAAAUAGAUAAUUUUCAUUUUUAAGUAUUUAAUUUAUAAUAAGAAGAAUCGAAAUAUUAAAGUAUAUGUCAAUAUGGAUAUUUUUAAUUAGAUUCAUAGAUUUGUAUUAAAUGGUAAAAUAUUUAUUAUUAACUUAUAGUCCUGCAAUAAUUAAACCUAAUUUAAUCACUUGUUUAGAAUGUAUAUUAAAUCCUCUAAAUUGGAAAGAAGAUCCUUAUUGUUAAGAAUCAUUAUAUAUUAUAGAAGAUAAUACAUUUAAUUCAGUACUUGAUGAAAAAAAGUCAUAUUUUAUUUUACCUACAGAAGAAUUAUAAUUAUGUUAAGACUGCACAGCUGCAUAAAUGUAAAAUGAAUUAACACUCUAUAAUUAUUACAUUAAAUAGUUCAAAGUUGCUGAAAGAUUUUGUUAAAAAAGUAAGAGAUUCUAUAACAUAAAUGAUGUAUUAGAAUGUUAUGAUUGCAAUUUAGAUGGUUGUCUUGAGUGUGUUUUAACUGAAUAAGGAUUAAUUUGCAUUCUUUGUUUAGGAAAUUUAAUUGUAAAAAAUGGAUAGUGUUUUGAUUCUUUCAAAACAUAAUUUAUUACUUAAAAUUAAUGUUUACCUCCAUUUUAUAUAUCAUCUACUAGGGGAUGUAAAUUAUGCCAAAUUUAGAAUUGUAAAUAUUGCUUUGAAUAUAAGAAUAAUGAUUUAAAGUCAUGCACAUUAUAUGAUAAUUUUGAGACUUUUGAAGAGGAUGAGUUUCAUUCAGUAGGUUGUUCACUUUGCGAAGAUAAUUUUUUAUUUGAUUUUACUGUUGGUUUAUGUCUAUAUUAAAAACCAAACUUAUAAUAUUGUUUGAGGUCUUUUAUAAAUUUGGAAGGUUCAGAAAUCUGUACACUAUCAUCUGUAGAUGAUUUCAGGAUUGCAUAGGAAAUAAUCAAUUGUGAAAAACUAAUAAAUAAUUGUUUGUAAUGUGUUUUGAUAUCUUCACUUUAAAUUAAAUGUGUAAUUUGUGCUUAAGGUUUUACAAGUUCUUUAACUUCAGGGUUAUGUUAUAGAACUCCAAAUAAUAAUUCUAAAAUAAGUAUUGAAGGUGAUGGAAUGUAGCUGAAUGGUUGGAUCUAAUUAAUUUAGUCUUUUUUAAUGAAUUUUUUACCUAAUUAAUAUUACAAUUAAAUACCACCUGCACAUUUAAUAACUCCAAUUUCAAUAGUUUGUAUUGAUGGAUAUCAAAUAAGUAAUAAAAAUACUUGCAAGAAAUAUUGUUCAUCUGACUGUUUAAUUUGUGAAGAUACUUAAGAUUUGCAAUUUACAUUUUAAUGCAAAAAAUGUUCUUUAGACUAUUAUCGAUUACAUUUUAGAUCUAAAAUUUAAAAUUAGUGUUUAAAAUGUUCACCUCUUUGUUCUAUAUGUCAACCAAGAACUUAAUUAGAAAUUAAAGUAAUUACUUUUUUUUAUUUUCUAAGCUGCUAAAUGGUCAAUUUGAAAUAACUGAUUCAAAUAUCAUUUAUACUCACAAAUGUUUGUAUUAAGCACCAGAUCCUAAUAUAAUUAUUAUUCAAAAUGAGUUAAUACCCCAAUAUUGUUUUGCUUAAAAUUGUUCAUAAUUCUUUUAGUAUGAAGUAAAGAAUUUCAAUAUUUUAGUAUGAGAUUGAUUUUGAAACUGUUCAAUUAAGUUUAUCGUCAGAAUUUCAGCAAUUCUAUGAAAAUGAUAUAAAUACAGACUAUUUAAAUUAAAUAGGUAUUAGAGUGAUGAGAAUUAAUUUCUUAUAUUCUUUGCCUUUAGAAACGUAAUUUAUUAUUCAAGAUUAUUAAAUGAUUAAAAUAGACUCUACUUUGAAAUAAAAAGUAUUUUCAAUAAGAUAAGUUAUCUUUAAUAUAACAAAAUCACAAAUUAUCAAUAAUAUAGUUUAAAUACCCUUAAUAAUUAAUAAUUUUGAUACAAUUGAAAUUUAAAAUAUGAUAUUUAUCAUAAAUAAAGAUUUUUAUUUAAAAUUUGAUAAUGAUUAAUCAAUAGAUUUAUACAUAGAAGACACUUUAUUUUAGGGAUCUUUAAAAGAUUAUUAUAUAGAAUUAUUUUUGAUGGCUAAAGAUUAUAAUAAAUUUCGAUUAGCAAAUCUUACUUAUGAAAAUCUUUUUAUAAAAAAUUCUUUAAUAUGGGAUAUUUCCUUUACCUUGUCUGGAAGCUUUGCUUAAAUUUCUCAUAUAAAUUUUAUUAAUUGUGUAUUUUAAAAUUCAUCAAUAUUUAAUUUUCAUGGAAAAAUUGCUGAUAUAUAAAUUUUUGAUGUCACUUUUUAUAAGUGUAUCUUUUUAGAGUCAAUAGCUUUUAAUUUUUAAAUGGAUUAUCAAUAAAGCUUAAAACUUUAAAUUAUUAAAUUAAAUUUAAGUUAAAGUACUUUUUUAUAAUCUAAUUUGAUAACAAGUUAUUUUAUUCUGAUGCAAAAUAUUCAAGAUAUUUCUAUAACAUAAAAUAAUUUCACCAUUUCAAAAAUUUUUAUUUCUAAUUCUAAAUUUCAAAUAGUUGGACUAAAGUUUAUUUCUAAUUUGUUAUAGAAUUCAUGUAUUUUUAUUGCUUAAUAGAUUGCAGGAUAUAUUAUAGAAGCCAUCUAAUUUAUUGACAAUAAAUACAUUAACAAUCGAUUAGUAAAUUCAAUCAUUCUAGAUACAAAUUCUCAAAUGUAGAGUAAUUCUUUUUCUCUAUAUUUAAAGAAUAUUGUUUUUUAAAAUAACUAUGACAUAAAUUAUGCACAUUUGAACAGCUUUUUAUUUAACAUUUAAAGUAAAAGUUUAACAAUAAUUGAAUUAUACAUUAUAGAUUGUUAUAAUUUGCAGUUUUUUAAUUUUUAUUUGAUAGAUAAUAUAUAUUUUGAUAAAAUUGAACUUUUUAAUACUAUCCAAAUAACUAAGAUUCCCCUAAGUAUAGAAUGUGCUAAUUUUAAAUAACUUAAUAAAAUGUUUUUAAAAGCUUUUGGAAUACAAAACUUUACACUAACAAAUUUUUUAGUCUAAAAUUAUUUUUUUGUGGAUUAAACUUUGAUUUAUAUAUAAUCUUAGACCCAACAUGAUUCAUAAUUUAUAGAAUAGCUUUAUUUCUCAAAUCUAACAUUUACAUAGAAUAUAUUGCUAAAAAUUACAACUUAAAAUAUCUUCACUUUAUUAGCUAUUUAUUCAGCACACGAACAAAAUAUUUUGAUCAAAGAAAUAAAUUUUACUGAAAAUUUAUUUCAUCAAUACACUAAUGAUUUAUCUUCAUAAUCAAGUGGAUUAAUUUUUAUUGAUUCUUAUUUAAGCAAAGUUAAAAUUUCAAAUCUUUAUAAUUUUUAAAACAUUUUAGCAAACUCUUCACAUCCUUUUCAAUAUAUCAAAUCUAAUAUUAUUAUUAUAAAUAAUUUUGUCACAUCAAAUCUUAACAUUUUAUCGAAUGAAUUAUUUGAAAAAUAUUAUAACAUCUAAUUCUAAUCACAACUAAAAGAAGAAUUUAUUUAAGACGCAAGUUAGUAACUCUUAAUAAUUUAAAAUCAAGUAGGAGUACUUCAAGUAGCAACUUCAAUGUUUAUUUUUAAUAAUGGUACAUUUGAAAAAAUCAGAUCUUAGAACAGCGCUAUAUUUGCAAUAACAACCAAAGAUCCAGGAUUAAUUUCUAUAAAAAAUAUAAUUGUAUCUAAUAUUGAAGUUGAUUUAAUUUAAGAAUCUAAUAUUUAUGGAUGCAUUACUAUUUUUGCGUAAAGUAGCAUAUUAAAAUUUGAAAUAUAAAAUGCUAGUUUCAAAAAUGUAUUUAAUAUAUUUGGAUCUUCAAUUUUUACUAUUUUUCCAUCUCUCCAAUAAAAUAGGAUAGAAAUAAUAAAUAUUUAUAUAUAAGAUUGCUUGUCAUUUGUUAACCAAAUUUUAAAAUUAGAAUUUGCGAAAUAAACUAAAGAGUAAAACUUUAUCACAUUUUAAAAUAUUACUAUAAUCUAAAGGAUUAAUGCUUGGAUUCAAUACUUUUAAAGCAUUGGCCCACUAAGUUAUUAAGAGGUUAGUAAACUUUCAAAUGACAAUGCUAUAAUCAAUUUAAUAGGUUGCAAUAUCAAAAUUUUUAAUUUUUCAAUUGAAGGAGCAAUUAUAUCUCCAGUUUUAAAAAUAAUAGAUUGUAAUAACUUUUAAUUUAUACAUGGCAAUUUUUAUGAUUUAUUACUAUUUUUUCCUUUUGGCUUAAUUAGUAUUGAAUAGGAUAUUUCAAAAUAAAUGUCGAUAUCAUUAUCAAAAAUUAAUCUUAAGUCUAUUUCCUUUUAAUAAAACUCUGACGAUAUUAUUUUAAGAAAAAUAUCCUUAAAAAUUUUUAAUAAUAACAUAUUAUGUAUUCCAAUAUUUCAAAUAGAGAUUUCAUAUAAGAUUUAUUAAUUUUCAAAUAUAUUAGAUUAAAUAAAUUAAAAUUAUUAGCUGGCUAAUCCUUUAAUCUAUUUCUUUAGUAUUAACAAUAGUUCAAAAUUUAUACUGCAAGAAAUAUAUAUAACUAAUAUCAAUUGUCUUUAUUGUGAAUUAGGAAUUAUAAAUUUUGAUAUUAGGAAUUUUUAAUAAAUAAAAAUCUCGAAAUUAUUAUGCUAUUCAAACAGUAUUUAGAAAAAAGGUUGUAUUUCUAUAAUGUCAAAUAAUACUUUAAAAAAUAUUGCAGUUAUUAAGAAUUCAAAAUUUAUAAACAAUUAUGGUAGUCAAGGAGCUGGGCUUAGUUCUUCUAAUAUAAAUUUGAUAUUAAUUAGAUGUCUUUUUCUUAAAAAUUUUGCUUCCAUGAAUGGAGGUGCUAUUUAUUUUUAUUCCUAUUCAAAUUAUUUUAAAUUUUUUGAAGUCUCCAUAAUAAACAAUACAGCAAAAGUAGGAGGUGGAAUUUAUUUAAUUGGAAAUAAUAGUUUAAAUUAGUUUAAUUUUAUAAAAUCUUCAUUAUUAUUUAAUAAAGGCUUAAAAGGUAGCAAUAAUUUAGUUGAAAUACCAGAUCAUUUAGGUUUGUCAAUUAACAAUUAAGAAAUGAUUUCUUAUUAAAAUGAAGACAAUUCCUUUAGUACAAAUAUCCUCUAUCUAAAAGAAUAUUAAACAAUUUAAUAAGGUAGGAGAGUGAAAACAAGCCAUUUAAUGAUACCAAGCAAUUAAAAAAUUGGAAAUUAUAGUUUAUUUAGUACAUUCAGAUUAGAUUAUAAAGUAUUAAUACAUGAAAUUUCUAUUUCCUUUCGAAAUUAUAUGAAUGAAUUACUAACUUUAGAUGAUAAUUAAAUUUGUGAAUUAAGUUAAACUAUUGUAUCUGAAUAAGGUCUCAUAUUAUAUGAAUAAAAAUUUAUUUCCAAAUUAUCUUACAACUACUAAAGCAAUAAAUACGAUUUAGGAACUGAAAUUAUCUAAUUUGAUCCUUAUUAACAUUAUGAUAAAUAACUUAAAAUAUCAAUUGAUUGUAUUUUAUAGCAAAUAUCUAAAAGAUUAAGAUAUAUUAUCUACACUAAAACAUAUUUUUGCUAAUUAGGUGAAUAUUAUGUUGAUGAAGGUUGUUAAAAAUGCCAAUCAAAUCAAGGAUAUUAUUCUGUGACUUAUAAUGCGACUAAAUGUUCAAUAUUCGAUAAUAAAAAAUUUGAAAAUAUCACUUCUAAUUUAAUUUUCUUAAAAACUGGCUUUUGGAGAUCUAGUUAUACUUCUGAUCUAACAGAAUAAUGUUUUAAAAAUUUAAUUUUCUGUUAAGGUGGUUGGGACGUAGGAGAUUAAUCAUGUUAAUUAGGUCAUAUAGGAGGAUUAUGCGAAGAAUGUGAUAUUUAUAAUAUCAAAGGAUUUGGCCAAUAUUUUAAAAGUUAAACAAAUAUGUAAUGUUAUUUGUGUCCCAAAGAAUCUAUUAAUAUAUUACCUUUUAUUUUUGUAUCUAUAUGGUAAAAAUCUUUUUCAAUAUAGGUCACUUCUUUCGAUUUUUUUGUCAGUGAGGAGUAUCGAAAAAACAAAUUUAUUAUAUUCAUCUCUUAGUUUUAAAUAAAGAUUUAGAAGAAUAAUUUUCAAACUAAAUUAAGGUAUUCAUUAUUUUUAAUUAGAUCAUUAAAGUUUUUUAAUUAAGAUGUUACUAAAUUAUUUGUGGAUAUACUCAGUUAUUUUUAGCUUUAAUCUAAAUUUUACAUUUUCAAUUACAAUCCUUGAAUCAGUAAAUAAUUCUUCUCUUGUCUUAGCUAACAGUUUAGAUUGUUUUCUAUCAAAGUCAUUAGAUAUAGAACUUAUAUAUUUUAGAAUCAUAAUCAUUUUAGUAUUGAUUAUUGGUCAACUUUUAUUAUUUUGUAUUUGUUUCAAACUUCAUUCCAUUUUCUCUAACUAUUAUUUUAGAACUAGCAUUGUUACAAAUAUUGUUUUAUGCUUGUACCUUCAAAAUAAUGCUAUUUUAAUUAAACAGUAGAUUUAUAUCAUAUUAACUAGAUUUUUUUCAUUAUUAGCAAAGAGGUAGAUUUCAAGCAUUGAAUUUAUCUAAGGUGAUGUUUCUUUAAAAUUUGAAUCUUAAUCUCAUUAUAAAUGGAUUUUUACUUUUCUAUUACCAGGAGUUAUACUUAUAGGAUGUGGUAUACCUAUUUUGUUAUUUUUAUUAAUGAUUCUAAAAAAAGAGAAACUUGAAAGUAUUUAACUUCGUAGACAUAUCGGUUAUUUAUUCAAUGAAUACAAUUAGUCCAGUUAUUAUUGGGAAUAUAUUAAAAUUUGGAAAAAAAAUGUGAUAAUUAUAAUAGUUGUAUAUUUUGAGACAAACAUUUUUUUGAAGGCAUCCUUAUUGGGAAUAUGUUUAUUGUUAUAUUAAUCAUUAUCAUCACAUCAUUAACCAUUCAUAAUUAAAAGCUUAAAUAUAUUAGAUAUUUAAACUUGUUAAAUAUGUUCUUUAAUCAUUUAUUUAGCUGUGAUCAUUUUCAUAACUUAAUAAUAAAAUAAUUAAAUUUAUUCAGUAAUUUUAUAGAUAUUUAUUUUUUUGCUUUGGACCAGAAUUUUCUAUUCAUUUGUCAUACAAAUUAUAUUAACCUAUUUGAAGAAAUAUAAAAUUGCCAUUUUGACAUUUAUCUUAUAAAUAGCCAAAAAAAUUUAAAAUAAUUCAAAAUUAUCUAGUUAUUUGGAAAAAAACAUUUAAAGAUGGUAGUUAAGAAAUGGGAUUAUCAUAAAAAAUUAUUAAAAAGUGAAGUUAUAUUUAAUUUCUCUAUCUAAAGUAUAAAUAGAAAAUUAAAAGUACAUAUAAUUUUAAUUAGGUUACUAUAAAACUCAAACUUAAUUCCCUUAAGCUCUUUAAGGAUAAAAAUUUCAUCCUAAGAAAAUGAAAAGAAUUAACUCAUUUGA